AUGCUGAAACAGAGCGAGAGGAGGCGGUCUUGGGGCUACAAACCCUGGAACUCUACGGAGAGUGAGGAUGCGCUCCAUGCGGGGGGCAGCCAACACCGCAGGAGCAUCUGCUCCCUGGGAGACCGCUCUGGCUCCCAGGCUAGCAUCCAACACUGGACUGAGGGCAACUAUAACUACUACAUAGAGGAGGACGAUGAGGAGGAGGGUCAGUGGGAAGACGACCCAGCUGAGGAGGCCCAGCAGCCAGAGGAGGCUGCCACCACCCAGCCGGAGCUCUGCAAGAACCCGUCGACCCCGUCGUCCAUGCUAAACGUGAACGUGGGCGGCCACAGCUACCGCCUGGACUACCUCGAGCUGGCCUCUUACCCCAAGACGCGCCUGGGCCGCCUGGCCACCUCCACCUGCCGCAGCCGCCAGCUGGGCCUGUGCGACGACUAUGAAGCGCAGACGGACGAAUACUUCUUCGACAGAGACCCUGCGGUCUUCCAGCUAGUCUACAACUUCUACGCAUCCGGCGUGCUGCUCGUGCGCGACGAACUGUGCCCCCGCAGCUUCCUGGAGGAACUGGGCUACUGGGGCGUGCGGCUCAAGUACACGCCGCGCUGCUGCCGCAUCUGCUUCGAGGAGCGGCGCGACGAGCUCAGUGAGCAGCUCAAGAUCCAGCGCGAGCUACGCGCGCAGGCGCAGGCUGAGGAGACCGAGGAGCUCUUCCGCGACAUGCGCUUCUACGGCCCGCAGCGGCGCCGCCUCUGGAACCUCAUGGAGAAGCCUUUUUCGUCGGUAGCCGCCAAGGCCAUAGGGGUGGCCUCCAGCCUCUUCGUGCUCAUCUCCGUCGUGGCGCUGGCGCUCAACACCGUGGAGGAGAUGCGGCAACAGGCAGAGCAGGACGCGGGCGGAGGCGACCCACGGCCCAUACUGGAGCACGUGGAGAUGCUGUGCAUCGCCUUCUUCACCCUCGAGUAUCUGCUGCGCCUAGCCUCCACGCCCGACCUGCGGCGCUUCGCGCGCAGCGCCCUCAACCUGGUGGACCUGGUGGCCAUCCUGCCGCACUACCUGCAGCUGCUGCUCGAAUGCUUCACCGGCGAGGGCCAGCGGCACGGCAAGGGCUCGCCACGGGAGCACGAGCUUGAGACGAUGGACCGCGUGGGCAAGGUGGGUCAGGUGCUGCGCAUCAUGCGCCUCAUGCGUAUUUUCCGCAUCCUCAAGCUGGCGCGCCACUCCACUGGACUGCGCGCCUUCGGCUUCACGCUUCGCCAGUGCUACCAGCAGGUGGGCUGCCUGCUGCUCUUCAUCACCAUGGGCAUCUUUUCCUUCUCUGCAGCCGUCUACUCUGUGGAGCACGAUGUACCCGGCACCAACUUCACCAGCAUCCCUCACGCCUGGUGGUGGGCUGCGGUGAGCAUCUCCACAGUGGGCUAUGGAGACAUGUACCCAGAGACCCACCUGGGCAGGCUUUUUGCCUUCCUCUGCAUUGCUUUUGGGAUCAUCCUCAAUGGGAUGCCCAUCUCCAUCCUCUACAACAAGUUCUCAGAUUACUACAGUAAGCUCAAGGCAUAUGAGUACACCGCCAUACGGAAGGAGAGGGGGAAGGUGGACUUCAUGCAGAGAGCCAAGAAGAAGAUGGCUGAGUUCUUGGCUAGAAGCAAUUCACAGUCCAUCCCAAGGCAAGAGAAUUAA
Choloepus didactylus (southern two-toed sloth) is the source of this 1677-nucleotide messenger RNA. It is a transcript of the gene KCNV2, whose product is annotated as potassium voltage-gated channel modifier subfamily V member 2. Gene Ontology annotation, biological process: potassium ion transmembrane transport; protein homooligomerization. Gene Ontology annotation, molecular function: voltage-gated potassium channel activity. Bases 1 to 1677 code for a protein of 558 amino acids. The record is from RefSeq and is a predicted model, not a curated record. Gene Ontology annotation, cellular component: membrane; voltage-gated potassium channel complex. The transcript has 2 exons. NCBI's taxonomy places the organism in Eukaryota, Metazoa, Chordata, Mammalia, Pilosa, Megalonychidae.